Molecule: messenger RNA, 4366 nt
Organism: Amphiprion ocellaris (clown anemonefish)
Lineage: Eukaryota; Metazoa; Chordata; Actinopteri; Pomacentridae
Gene: il34
Product: interleukin 34
Exons: 8
Coding region: 709-1356 (215 amino acids)
Biological process (GO): positive regulation of monocyte differentiation; positive regulation of protein phosphorylation; positive regulation of cell population proliferation
Molecular function (GO): macrophage colony-stimulating factor receptor binding; cytokine activity
Source: RefSeq, a predicted model, not a curated record
CAGCCAGAUGAGCAGCCUUAGUAAAAGACUGACUGAAUUAAGAAGACGUGAGGCUCCUUCUUACUGCUAUCCCCAUGAGGUUUACCGUAGUGUAAAUCUACUGGAAACUGGAGGUUACAUUUUUUUAAAUUUUUUUUUAAAAAAACCACCUCAGUUACUUCUCGCGUGUGUAACUUGCUCCUCUGACCCCAGCUUCAGUUUCGUUUAUUUGUAAUGCAGCUGGGUGAAUAUUUGUCUUGGCCAGUGCGAUUGAAGUUGUGCUUUAAUGUUUGCAUUUGCUCCAGAGCACUGCGACCUGUACAGUAGCUGCGCAUAUAUUCCAACAUUCCACCACUUUAUAGGAUUCCUUCCACCUGCAGCUGCUGAAGCUGAUGUUGCAACCGGAAUGUUUUAUGUUAUCGGUGGUUUUUGGAGAGAAUUGUGGAGCUAAUAUAGGAUGAAAAGACAAAUCCAAGCAUAGAGCAGAGAGACAGAAGAGGAAAGCUGUGAUCGGCCGAAGCACGAAGCUACACGCAUCCGGAAAAGCCUCUCUGAGAGAUGCUCGACAGUGCAAAGACCUGAAGCCGGCCGACCCAUGUGUGUCCCGCUGAACACACACACCCAAGAGUUUCAGACACCGUUGUUGUAGCAGUGUGUCCGUGUGUGUUUGUGUAUACACACUGUGCUGAGUUUGAAGCACUGCGGCGUCGAGGACUUAAGCCAAAGAGUAUGAUUCAACUGUCCACCUCAGUCUGCCUGCUGGGAGGCCUGUUUCUGAUAGCUCCUGUUCUGAUGGCUCCAACGCUGGCCAACAUGUGCAGACCCCUGAAGACGCUCAACGACAGCCUCAGCCACCGGCGACGGUACAUGAAGCACAACUUCCCCAUCAACUACACCAUCAGGGUUCACCACAAGGAAAUCUUUAAACUGUCAAAUAUCAGCAAAAUGAGGUUAAAUGUAGAGGAGUUGGAUGACCUGGUUCUCCAGAGGCUGUGGUUUCAAGUCAACCAAGGCGUGUUAAAAAAGAUCAUCCGGGUUAUGCCAGAGAGACAUCCUUCACGUCCAUACACCGCCGAGUUGGAAAGACGCUUCAGGGAUGCUGAGGGAGUCUUUGUGGAGUCCCAUCCUGCUGAGGUGUUCCAGCAGGAGCUUCCAGACACAAUCCAGGACAUUUGGGAUGGUUUGACAGAGGAGCCUGACAGGGUGCCAGACUCCAGCUGGCGGUUUGCAUCCCCAAAAUCCCUCUUGGACAACUUCUGCCACACCAUGUUCUGCCUCUUCAGCGAGUGCUUCGCCAGCACAGAAGCUCCGCAGGACUAUUGUGACGUUUCCCAUUGGAGGAAGGGUAGGAAGAAAGACUUACAGCCCGAAAGCUGAGAAGAAGCCAGCGGAGCGACGUCCCUAUUGAUAGUAAUUAGGGAUUAUUAUCGCUCUUGAACUGGAGGUAGAGGGGUAAAAGGACAAUCCACACUGAAACAAGAAAGUUCAGUCCCGAUUUGUGAACAUCAAUACGUCUUUCCCAAAUGUGCCAAACGGAGCCAAGAUUGUCUCGAUGACGAAACCCUGACAAGGCUCCGUCAGCCAAAGCAGACAGAAGUUGUAGGCACAGUAGCAGCUUUUGUGAUGACUUCACGAGCUCAUGGACUUUUUCAAGCAAAAAGCUUCAACUCAUCAGAUUUUCCAGUUCUCUGCCAGUCAGGAACCCUCAAGUUUUCUGCAUUUCUCAGAAUUGAUGGUGUGUCACUUUGGUUACUAGUUUUGGAAGAGAUUUCUUUAUGUUCACAUAUGUUGUCUAAACUGGUGUAUGAUCAAUAUAUUCUUUUUUAAAAUGGAUUCUUUAAGAAGGAGGCGCAAGCUACUUCAUUCUUCUCUGCAAAGGCUUCAUUUCCAGCGCUGACUUUGCCAAAUCUCAAAAAGCCUGCGUGAUGCUCCAGUGGAUCUCCCUCAUUUCAGCACAGAGACCAACAACAGAGACUUCACAUUGGAUUAUACUGGGAAACAUCCACAGACUUUGUACAUUAGCCAGACUUCUCUUCUUCAAACUUCAGUGAGCUGAAGGAGCAGUAUGUAAAUGAACUCCAACCCUAAAUGCAAACUGGUAAUACUGUCUUCCCUUCCUGUCCAGUUGUUGAUUUUUAUGCUGUUUGAACAAAUUGCAUAACCAAAAAGCGGUCAAACAAGUGUUCAUGUUCAUUUUUUCCCCAUUCCACACAUUUCUUUCUUUAUGUUUAUCGUGCACAAACAACAAGAGUUGAACCUGGAAACAAAUAAUGACAUCCAAGCAUCUCCCUCCGUCCAAGCAUUCUGUAUUUAUUGUACAUCUGCUUGUGGGCUUUUAUCACCAUUAUGAAUUAUUACACGUACAGAGCUUAAAGAGUGACCACUAGCAUUUCAAAUGACAUCACAGUCAGAAUUUAUUAACUUCAUAAACUGGCCCUGAAUCUGUAUAAAUAAGCAGCUGCAGGUAUUUGUCCGAUAGAUUUGCAGGAGAUGUUGAUGAAAAGAUGAUGGGUUUACAUUUUUCGUGACACAAAAUUGGCACCACAGUCUGGAUUUGGGGGUGUUUUGAAUGGAAUUUCAACUAUGAAAAUCUGUAAAGGUGAAAUCGGGACCUGAGCUUGGCGCAGUUGCAACCGCAAGCAUUGAGUUGACUGUUUUCAAGAUUUAAAUGAUUUACGCUUACGAUAUGUUCUGACUGAGAUUUUACCUCAAAUCAGUAUUACCUGUCAGUCUAUCUGUUCUAGAAGCUGCUUAGAUUCUGUCAAUGCUUCUGUUCAUUUUUUUUUUCCACUCGUACAAUUCAGCAGCCACAUACAAACAGGUGACAAAUUAAAGGAAAACAUGAAGUGUCUUAUGACAUUGUUGGGUCUCGAUCUGCCACCAGAACAGUUUAAAAGCACCUUAGUACUGCGUUUCUAAAGUAUUUAUCAAAUUUCGGCAAAGGUGCACAUGUUUACUGUGUUGGUUCGUGGAGUUGGAUUUGCUCAAAGGUUUUCAAGGAUUCAGGCAACACCCAAAUGUCAGGAUUUCAGUACACCCUUGAUCUUUUCUUGUUCGACUAAAACUGCCUGCAUGUUUUAACGUGUGGUUUCAUUUUACAUGCUUCACUUGAUUUUUGAAGGCAUUGAAGUACAGUGUUGAUAAGCCGUGUGCCAUGUUCUUCUUCUGUGUGACUUACUCCAUUGUGGGAGGUUCAGUAACAGUAAAAUAUAGAGGACGCGGUCGGCCUUCUGCUAGGCUUUUGAAUGACCAACUUAUGAGACCAAUAAAUAAAUAACACUUCCUUCUGACAAGGCCACUCUGUCAGAUUUGGUGUUUUAUCAGAUCAUUGCUUUAACAGCUCUUUAUUGAAGGAUGAAAAGCUGAGACUUUGGCCUGCUUUGACAUUAGAGAUCAGAAUGUAUUUGUUACAUGGGCAAAAGAGUGCAACACAGGUUUUGGUUUGAUAUUUGUAUUAUUAGUCUUAAAGUUAAGUUUCAUUUGCUUUAUGCCCUCACUGUUUUUCCAAGACUGUUGUUUUUGCAUGUUGUUUUUCUCGAUGCAUCUGCUUCAUCAUUGCCUGCAAACUCUGACAUGCUGGUUCAGUCAGUUUAUGGUGUAACAUUCCCCCUGUCCUCUCGUUACUAUUGUGAUAACUGUGUGUUAUUUUACAAAGUUGCUGCCAAAAUUGGUUUGAAAAAGACAAUUAUGUGUUUGCCGUUGAAAUUUUGAUGAAAUGACGUUGUAACCAAGACCAUAAGUAAAAGAAUUCCAUCAAAGAAUACAAAGGAAAUAGAAAUCAGAAAUGUCAUUUUCAGAUUUUGCAUUACAUGAAGUGGUAUUUAUUGCGCAGUCUAAUUAAUGUGCUUCACUUUAGCUGCUUCUAUGUGUCUGUUAAAGUUUUCUGUGUGUAAAAAUGCCAGUUCAUGCAUUCAAGUCUUGCAAGUUUGAUCGCUCUUUAGGCAGGAACAGUAAUAACAUUUAGUUGUUAUGUUAUACUGUACAUACAGUUUUAAAGGGGAAAAACUCGGUCCUCAUAUGCAAAAGAAGCUCCAUAAUGACAUAAAAAAUGAACUGAUGUAUUUCUAUAAAUUCAUCAAGUGUAUUGUAUUAUACUUUAUCAAUCAUAUGUAUGGUUGUCCUUUUGUAACCAUAAGAGCAUUUUAAGGUGUAUUCAAAGAUCCCUAAUUGUGAAAAAUAAAGCGAUAUUUCCCACAGUGGUCCAUCAGCAGCAGCAGAGAGAUAACUGCAAACACAUGGACGGCGAUGGCCUGAUGACAGAUUUUAGAAACAGAUUUUUUUUUAUACACAAGAUAUUGAAUAUUUAUUUUUUGGAAAUGUAGAAUGCUAUGUGACAAUACUUUUAUGAAAGAAAUGCAAAAGUAAAUCACUAUUUUUUAUCAACUAA